Salvelinus fontinalis (brook trout) is the source of this 1195-nucleotide messenger RNA. RefSeq names its product UV radiation resistance-associated gene protein-like. Gene Ontology annotation, cellular component: phosphatidylinositol 3-kinase complex, class III, type II; lytic vacuole; endosome. Lineage: Eukaryota; Metazoa; Chordata; Actinopteri; Salmoniformes; Salmonidae. Gene Ontology annotation, biological process: SNARE complex assembly. Bases 280 to 1158 code for a protein of 292 amino acids. The record is from RefSeq and is a predicted model, not a curated record. Gene Ontology annotation, molecular function: SNARE binding. The transcript has 8 exons.
UAGAAACGGAAGUUAGGUUGAAAACCGGAAACAUCCGCGUUGUCUCGACUCCGCGUAGAGUGCUCUUUGACAGACGGAUGAUAGCUUCCUGAGCAAGUCCUACUUUGUUUAUGUCACGUAGCUAGCUAGCUUGCUUGCUAACUGACGGCAACAAAAGUGCUUUGUUUUCUUAUUAAGCGGAUUACUGCACUGAUACAUACAUUUCUGGCGUAGAAGGUGAAUCUAGAUUUACAUGACCCGGGGUUGUUUGGUACGAACGCCUCUGGUGCCGUUAGGAGAAUGAACUCCAUCACCGGUCGGGAUCACCCUGUACCCGCCUCCUCUGUCAACUCUGGAGCCUCAUCUUCUCGAGGCUUGCACGUAGAACUCACAUCUCAGCAGAGGCGGUUACGUCAUCUCAGAAGCAUCGCAGCCCGCAACAUCGUCAACAAGAAUGGCUCUCCACUGUUGGACACAUAUUUUACCCUUCAUCUCUGCUUAGAGGACUGGAUAUCCAGAGACUUUUACAAGAGUGAAGUCAUCCGAGAUUCAUUGAAUCCAACAUGGCGGAGCCUGGACUUUGGCAUGCUGCCAGACCUCCUUGACACAUCUGUGUCCUGCUUCGUGGUGAGGAUCUGGGGCGGUUGGGAGGAACAGUUCACACUCCUCAUAGAGUGGAAGGUCAACCUGGAUGGGCUCAGAUACACAGGGCAGCAGAUCCGCUCCAGGAAUCCAAAUGAAAUCAUAUUUGGAUUGAAUGAUGGCUACUAUGCAAGUGACUUUGAUCAUAAGGACCACUCUGAAAGGAAGAAGAACAGUUUACUCCUUGUGGACCAGAGUUCAGUGAGGAACUCCUACAGUGUCUUCUCUCUGCUGAGGCUCCACACAGCACAGAGAGCCAUCAAGCAGACCCAGGUGACGGUGCAGAAGAUCGGGAAGGAGAUUGAGGAGAAGCUGAGGACGACAGCGGCCUGCAACGAGCGGAAGAAGGAGCGGGAGUGUAUGCAGCUGCGUCUCGGGAUGCUACGAGGUGAGCUGGAGAGACAGAGGAAGGUGCUGGGCCGGGAGAUAGACCUGCGGCAGAAGGAGAGAGCACAGCUUCAGAAGAAAGGUAAGGGGUAUUUGGAGUUGACUGGCAUUUCCAAGCCACGAGAAAUUACAAUUUCAAAUUGCGUAUAGUGUGGGGACUGGGGUCCAUAUGGGAUUGUACUCCUGU